AUGUCGGCAUGGUAUACUGAACUCGUAGAAAAACCUAUAAAUUUACAAAUCGACCAUUUUUUUGGAACAGGAGAUAUUGCCAAAGUGAUUACUGAAGAUAGUGAUUUAAGUAAAAUAACGGUGAAGCAACUUAAAAAUGUGUCAGAUAUACUCAAUAAUAAGGAUAAUUGUUUUGGAAUUGAGAAAGAUAUCAAUGCUCGGAAAGGUUGGAUACCAUUAAAAGAUUAUCCUAACGAUCCAUUAAUAAAGGAUUAUUUGAAAAAAGAAACUCGGAGCGGGAAACGAGUCAUAGAACAUCUCAAAAAUAACGUCAUCCACAUGCAGAAAGAAACGGGAAAAGAUGGUGCAUUAACCAGGCAUGUGGGGGAUCAUCUCAAUGAUCUUAUUAAUAAAUUAGAACCUGCAGUCAUUGAUAAUAAUAAUGAAAAUGAGAAUGAAUUUGCAAUAGCAGGAAAUGAAGGCGUCGCUGAAGUGAUUGCUGUCAGUGAUCAAUUAAAUAAUGAUUUUAAAGUUGGUGAUUGGGUUGUGAUGGAGAAACCAGGAUUUGGUACAUGGUGCACACAUGCUAUUGCAAAUAGAAAUGAAGUCACUCGUAUUCCUAAUGACGGAAUUGGUUUGAUUCAAGCAGCAACAUUAACAGUUAAUCCAUGUUCAGCUUAUCGAAUGUUAAAAGAUUUUGUUGUUGAUUUAAAAGAGAAUGAUUUUGUGAUUCAAAAUGGUGCAAAUAGUGGUGUUGGUCAAUCAAUAAUACAAAUUGCAAAUGCAUGGGGAAUAAAAACUAUAAAUAUUGUUAGAAACAGACCAGAUAUAGAUGAAUUAAAAUCACAUCUUGGUUCACUUGGUGCUACUUAUACAGCAACUGAUGAAGAAUUAUCUCAUUUUAAAUUCAAGAAUACUAUUAAAGAUUUAUUAUUAGAACAUAAAACUUCAAGUGGUAUUAGACUAGGUUUGAAUUGUAUUGGAGGAAAAGCAACAACUGAUAUGAUAAAACAUUUAAGUGAAUCAGGGCAUGUUGUAACAUAUGGAGCAAUGUCUCAUCAACCAAUCACAAUUCCUGCAUCUUUAUUAAUCUUUAAAAACAUCAAAUUUCAUGGAUUUUGGAUGGCAAAAUGGAAUGAAUUGCAUCCAAAAGAGGAGCGCGUCAAGAUGCUUGAAGAAAUUGUUUCAUUGAUGAAAGAUGGCAAAUUCACUGAUAUGAGGAAUGAAGUGACGGUUUGGGGUGAUGAAAAUGAUAAUGAUGAAACUUUGAAAAAGAAAUUCUUUGCUGUUUAUGACAAAGCUGGUGCAGCAUUUAGUGGAAAGAAACAAAUUAUAAAAUUAAAAAAUACCAAUUAA
This is a messenger RNA of Entrophospora candida, 1335 nucleotides long. NCBI's taxonomy places the organism in Eukaryota, Fungi, Glomeromycota, Glomeromycetes, Entrophosporales, Entrophosporaceae. The record is from the annotation of a GenBank genome assembly.